AUGAAUCACUACAGCAGUAGACCGGGAUUCCAAUUUGUCACGUACCGCAUGGCCAGGUCUGCGCACCUGGUCACGCUCCAAGGUGUGAGCUUGCUUUUUUCGAUGCUCGUCACCGUGAACGAUGCCACCACCAUCGUGUGGGACAGCGGGCUCGACUGGUUCUGGAUAUCUCUGCUGCUCUUCUUCGUCUCGCCUGCGUUGUUCGGGAGCUACAUCUGCCGCGCGCUCCGCCUGGCAGUGGUUUUCAAUCCGAGGGCGAAGCGUGCGCUGCCGUGGCUCAUCCCGGAGCGCAACUACCUGGCGGUGCUGCUGCUCGCAAGCAUAGGAAUACUGGCAAUCCCCAUCUACCAAGAGUACACCUUGGAGGUCUGGGACGCCAUUCCGAAACAGACCAGCAUCCUGAAGACGCAGGCCCGCGUGUUAGCGGUGAUGCUGGUUUGCAUUUACCCUUUCAUCAGGAACGUUGACGACCUCUUCAAUAUCAGCAAGGAGCUCAUUACUGUCACUGUGACUAUCGCGGUCGUCACAUGUGAGGCCCACAGCUUCGUCCACCGUAGCACCCACGUAGAGUCUUGUUUACAGCAACACGUCCCACCUACCACCAAACGAUUUCCGUACCCGAUGUCCCCGUCCAACCUGUCAACGCGCAGUGUCGUGGCUCCGCUGCGCCGCCUAGCGUUGGACCCAUUGGCGGCAACCAAGCGCAACUACGCCGAUCGGGUGCUGCUCAGCCGCACGGAAUCCCACAGCACGAGAUCAGCUUCCGGUAUUUCGCCAGAAAGAGCCGGCGGUUCGUCAAGGAUAGUGGACGACAGCGAGGACGAAGUCGCGUUCGAGGACGAAGAGCUUGGAGGAGUUCCGGGCUUCGACACCACAGCAGCAGCAGGAGUAGGAGGUGGUAGCACCGGCAAGGUCGCCACCUCGGCCGUCGUUGGUAGCGGUGUGAUUACCACAUCCUCCGCCGACGCCAACGGUGCCGUCGCUCCCUGUCCGUGGAAAGGCCGGGAAUUGACUAUUGCGAAUGGAUCGACGUCCGUACCCAAGGGCAGCAGCAGCACUGGCAAGAGGCGUGAUGCCGUGCAGCGGGGGCAAAGGGGGAGGGGUGGCGGCCGUGGCCGCGGUAGUGGUGGUGGCCGAGGCCGUUCGGAUAGAGAGGAAAUGGAGGUGUGGGACUUCGAGCGCCUUGGAAGGACGCCACUCCUGGCGGCUGCGUUCGAGGACUAUUCCAAGAGGGCGCUUUGCCACGAGUCGGUGCUCUUUCUGAGCGAGGUUUCGCGGUACCAGAACGACGACUACGCUACGCCGACAAACGCUGCUGCCGGGACAUGUCCAACUCAGUUCGGCACGUUCUGCUUCAUCACGGACACCUUCAUCAAGGCCGGCGCGCCGGAGGAAGUAAACAUUAGGAAGCUGAUACUCGAGCUAUACCAGAAGGGCGAAGAGUCCUUCGAAGAGGUCAACGAGGAGGAGAGGAGGAUGGUAUUUAAGCGAUCGUACCUUGCGGUGAAGAGCAUGCUGGAAGCCAACCUCCUCCGCCGCUUCCUCAACACGGACCAAUUCAAGAGCGUCAGGAAACAGAGGGAGAACGUCCAGGCCAUGAUGGACUCCCCGCCCCUGCCGGCGGGAGUCGUAGCUGCCUAG
This is a messenger RNA of Ectocarpus sp. CCAP 1310/34, 1641 nucleotides long. The record is from the annotation of a GenBank genome assembly. Lineage: Eukaryota; Phaeophyceae; Ectocarpales; Ectocarpaceae.